Molecule: messenger RNA, 662 nt
Organism: Candoia aspera
Lineage: Eukaryota; Metazoa; Chordata; Lepidosauria; Squamata; Candoiidae
Gene: RPS27A
Product: ribosomal protein S27a
Exons: 6
Coding region: 156-626 (156 amino acids)
Biological process (GO): modification-dependent protein catabolic process; protein ubiquitination; translation
Cellular component (GO): ribosome; cytoplasm; nucleus
Molecular function (GO): RNA binding; protein tag activity; ubiquitin protein ligase binding
Source: RefSeq, a predicted model, not a curated record
CCCUGCCUUCUCCAAUCUGGUUGUUAAUUCCAACACAUCUAGGAGCAUCAGGUUUGAGAAAGAAACCAUAACCGUUUCCUUGCUCACUGUUCUUUUCCAACAGAUCUCUGAUCUCUUCUGGAAGUACAACCAUCGCUAGGCGCUCUACCGCCGCCAUGCAGAUCUUCGUGAAAACCCUGACGGGGAAAACCAUUACCCUCGAGGUUGAACCAUCUGAUACUAUUGAAAAUGUCAAAGCCAAGAUCCAGGAUAAAGAAGGAAUUCCUCCUGACCAACAGCGUUUAAUUUUUGCUGGCAAACAAUUGGAGGAUGGACGUACUCUGUCUGACUAUAACAUUCAAAAGGAGUCCACCCUUCAUCUUGUGCUGAGACUUCGUGGUGGGGCAAAGAAAAGAAAGAAGAAGUCUUACACCACUCCUAAGAAGAACAAACAUAAGAGAAAGAAGGUGAAACUUGCUGUCCUUAAAUACUACAAGGUGGAUGAGAAUGGCAAAAUUAGCCGCUUGCGUCGUGAGUGUCCCUCUGAAGAAUGUGGGGCUGGAGUGUUCAUGGCUAGCCACUUCGAUAGACAUUAUUGUGGCAAGUGCUGCUUGACAUACUGCUUCAAUAAACCAGAAGACAAGUAAAUAUGUCUAUUGUAAUAAAAAAAACUUUUAAACAUU